AUGGUCACAACUGGAACAGUAUGUAAUCCAGUUGUGGCUAUAGCUAUGACCACAACUAACAAAAUAUACGGAUUCGUGAUCCAGUUUUGGCCAGACUAUAUUAUGCAGUUGGAUAAUUGGAACAUGGAGAUUUUGAACUUCUCCAUCACAUUGCUGGUGCUUGCUGCAUCCGUUAAUGCCUUCUCAUGCCCGGAAGACGGAAGGACAUUCUACUAUGCUGAUAUCUCGACAGGAUGCAGAGUUUACCACUUCUGCAAAAAUCACGAGCUGCAAACGCUAUCCUGUCCACUUGGUGAAGCUUUUGAUUACCAGACAUCAAAAUGUCAGGAUGACACUACCGUCCCGUGCUUUGAAGUUUUCCAUCAUUUGCACAAGCGAGCCGUCCAAGAAGUGCAUACGAUAUCCAUUGAAGCUUUGAAGUCCACCGCUGUAGCACUGUACAGAAAAGUCAGACCAAUGGUUGCAGAAGCUGUGAAGAGUGUGUCCCCAAGCAUUUAUGCCACUAUCGAAACCGACUACUUACCGACUAUUUAUGCCAUCCGGGAUGACGUUUGGCCUAUUGUUAAAGAAAAGGUAUUGCCUCAAGUUCGGAAAUUAGUAGCUUAUGGUAAACGCAUGAGUGGUAAAUUAUUUGAGCGAGUGUACAAGUCUUAUGAGCUUUCGAAUUCCACUCACUUAAGCUUGGUUUCCAUAACCGACAUCGUACAAGAAUUCAACAAAGAUCUUCAACCUGUUUUGAAAAUGGGACGAUACUUCGCAUCCAGACUUAUUCCAUCAACUCGAUCCCGACGCAGCGUAGAUGAGGAUGGACCCGAAGUUGAUCGUCAACGCACCAAAAGACAAGUUCCAGAUGUUCUAAUGGGGUUCCUCGAGCCAGUUGUAAAAGAUGUAUUCAGCUCUAUUGGAAACACGCUACUCGGAAAUGAUAACAGCUUGACCAGUAAGGUACUUCUUCCCAUUUUGUACGAAAUGCUUGAUGAUCCUGAGACCAGGUUUGAUCUUCAAAGGCUCUUCUGGUCACUUAAAUCCGCUUUUUCACCUGUCAUUUCCGACAUGCUCAGUCGCCAAACCUUCUACACCCCAGAAGGCACCAUCAUCAAGAUUCCCAGAGCACUCAUCGACGAUGCUAGAUACAAAUUGGAAAACGAAGUGCAGCCCAUCCUUCGUAAAAUUGGUCAGAAGCACCUUGCAAUGAUUCUCAGGAAGGCUUCAGAAAACGUUCCACUAAUUUUCGAAACACUCGACAGCUUAAAGGAAGUGAAGAAACCUCACAGUGGGGUGUUAAAAGACAGCAUUCUGAAAUUUGUCACGAAACAUGGCUCUUUCCUUCACGAAAUCUCCAGAAAUACCAAGGAAAGCAAAUACGUCAAUUCUUACACCUUCACUGAAAUGAUGAAUGAUUUCAAACCCAUCAAAGUGACCUUGCUGCAAGUGUUUUUGGAAUACUUGAGCAAAUCUCAGAAUUCGUGGUUGAAAAUGUUUUUCAACAGAGAUUCAUUUUUGUACAGAUCAAUUACGGGGAGCCGCCCUGUGUAUGCUAAACCAAGCGAUAAGUUUGGAAAUCCAAAAAUUCCUGAACAAGUCAGACGAUUAUUUCAACAGUGA
Molecule: messenger RNA, 1605 nt
Organism: Uloborus diversus
Lineage: Eukaryota; Metazoa; Arthropoda; Arachnida; Araneae; Uloboridae
Exons: 3
Coding region: 1-1605 (534 amino acids)
Cellular component (GO): extracellular region
Molecular function (GO): chitin binding
Source: RefSeq, a predicted model, not a curated record